Drechmeria coniospora is the source of this 2298-nucleotide messenger RNA. Its product is annotated as exo-beta-1,3-glucanase. The transcript has a single exon. The record is from RefSeq and is a predicted model, not a curated record. Gene Ontology annotation, molecular function: phosphoric diester hydrolase activity. Gene Ontology annotation, biological process: lipid metabolic process. NCBI's taxonomy places the organism in Eukaryota, Fungi, Ascomycota, Sordariomycetes, Hypocreales, Ophiocordycipitaceae. Bases 1 to 2298 code for a protein of 765 amino acids.
AUGAAAGCUCCCCCCGCGCAAGACUGCGGUGCUAGGUUGACGCGCAUCAAUGCCACCAUCGAGACGGGAGUCUUGCUCGCUCAACCUACUUCGCCAUUUUUUGCCAGGGAUGUCGCCUCCGCGGCGAGUCAGCUUUCCAUGUACCUGCAGAGUCAAGUGUCGUGCCUCUCUACCAGAAUAUUUGCCAAGUCCGGGAAUGCAGUCGUUGGUCUGUAUGCCGCAGCAGGGAUCGGGAUGUCGUCCUUGUCAGCUCUCCUGGGUAGGUACGAGAGUCUGGCAACCAAGGGAGGCAAAAUUUUGCAGUUUUGCGAGGCCAAGGAUAGCGGAAAUAGGGCAGUAGGCAUCAUAGCGGCACCGCUUUCUGCCCUGGGAAGCGUGAAUGAGGCCGUCAACACAUGGGCCAACAGGGGCUGUCUCGAUUCAUCUGCUGUCUCGCAUAGCGCUCAUCUUGAUAUUCUCGUGCACGAAGCGCCUGCCUCUGAAAGUAUAUCCGAAUCGGACGGAAGCUACAGCACCAGCACCAAUGUCGAAAACUCUAGUGACAACUGCCAAAAGGCCGACCGCACAUACAGCACGGAGACGCCAUCAGCCGGUACCUACAUGAACUGGGAUUUCCUGAGUCCCCUGAGGGUCAAGAGCUCGGGAAGACAGUUCAUCACCAUCGUCAACCUGACGCCGCAUCGAUUCAAGUUGGUACACACCCACUCCUACCAGAUGGAUAGCUUCGACUUUGGAGAUGUACCGCAAGGCCAUGCCCGACAGAACCUCGCGCAUUACACGGAAAAGGCAGGCACCUUUCCCGUCGAUGACAACGGGGAAGCCUACUACAGCAUCGAUGGAACGGAUAAGAAGUUUACCAUCCGAGCCACGACACAUAUCCCGCACGCAUACCCUCGCCGUACAGUCUUUGACCUGACACGAAUGAACAUGGGCCAGCGCGAGUAUCUCGACCCGUCCCAGGAGGCUUCCGUGACCUUGGUCAUCACGGGCAGCAAUGAAUAUGGCUUCAUCACCUCCAUCCGACACGGGGCUGGGAACUGGAUGAGGAGCCUGUAUCAUGUCAUCAAGGAUCGUCAGCUGCAGCACGUGGUAAUGCCCGGCACGCACGACUCGGGAAUGAGCACCAUCAGCAACAAGAUCGUCUCCUUGGGUGUGGAGGCCAACACGCAGACUCAAGGGCUGAAUAUGUAUGACCAGCUUCGCACGGGCGCCAGGUGGUUCGACUUGCGCAUUUCCACCGUGCAUAAUGCGCCCUUUGAAGCCGACUAUGAUUUCUGGACGCUGCAUGUCAAUGACGAAAGGGCAGACAUUGCCGUUGGCAACUCAGGGGUGUCGCUCGACGACAUCGUUCGCGAGAUCAACCGGUUCACCAUGGAAAACCCGGGAGAGAUUGUCUUCCUGCGGGUCAAGUACCUCAUCGGGAUUCGCAAAAUCCCCAGCUUCGGCCCCAUAUACUGGACCGACGAGAUGGUGCGCGCCUUCUUUAGCAAGCUUAGGGGCAUACGGAACCGGUGUCCCCAUCUCGACGCUGCCGUUCCCUUUAACAGGCAAAAGGUGUCAUACUUUAUGGAUCAAAACGAAGGCAAAGGCUGCGUCAUCAUACUGCUCGACGGCCAGCUCACCAGCAGCGUACCCCAGGAGUCGAUCUCGGACGGCAUCUACAAGGCGUCGAGGAUGCGCUUCUGGGACAACUGGUCCAACAAAGCCGACACCCAGUCCAUGGCGCAGGACCAAGCGGCCGACUGGAAGACGGUGAUGCGAAGUGGCGACCCCGGAAACAGCGAUGACAGGUUCCUCAUCGGCCAGUGGCUCGUCAGUGCCGAUGCGGUGAAGACGACGGCGUUGACGAUUCAGAAAAUGGCCAUCCUCCCCACCAAUCCGGCGCUCUACUGGAUGGGGGUGAACAACAUGAGUCCCGAGCGCUGGCCCAACGUCCUCCUCAUCGACUACAUUGGUAUCGUCGUCAGGGACCAGACGGCUUGGAAUCAGCUCAGUGCGGAGAUGUAUACCUUGGCCAUCGGCCUGAAUCUGUACAUGAUCAGCGAGAACUGUGACAUCAGCCCGCGGAGGUCGCCCCUGCUGGCCAAGGCCAGGCCCAUGCCACUCUCGACCAACAAUGUUGUGACGGCGGCUCCCUGGAAUGGCAUCAUCUACGCCAACGGCACGGUCCAAGACUUUCCACCAAGAACGUCGCAUCCUGGCCGUACUCGCAUCCUUCAUUCAGGGACCAGGUUCCUCAACGGGACCGUAUUGACAAAGGAUGUGAAGAACCCGAAUCUUUCUCAGGCCAGCAUGUAA